AUGGGCACUCAUUUGCUGGUAAACAUUGCUUCGGCAGCUAGUGGUGCUAUAAUCGUUGUGUCUCUCAUUACUGUUGGUAUGAUCUUCCAGGACAUUAACAGCUUUUAUUAUGAUGUUCUGGGAGAUAUGAACGACUUCAAGACAUUAGCAAAUGAUGCAUGGGAUGAAUUAAUGAUGAUUAACUCAGCUCGUAAAACUGAAAAUGCUAAACGUCCAAGUGUAUUUGAAACGUUGACCGGAAAACGACGUGAUAAACGUCAAGCUCAUUGCGCUUGUGCUCUUCAGCCAGUUACUUGUCCUCCUGGUCCACCUGGUCCACCUGGUUUGCCUGGUAUUCCUGGAGAACCUGGAGAACGUGGAGAAGAUGGACGUCCCGGAAUCAAUGGAAUAGCUGUGAUGUAUGGGCCAGACACUAGAGGAGGCUGUAUUGCUUGCCCAGCCGGACCUCCCGGACCUCCAGGACUUGAUGGGCCUCCUGGACCUCCUGGACCCGAUGGUCUUCCAGGAAUUCCUGGAAAUCAUGGCUUUCCUGGACCACCCGGGCUGCCUGGACCUGUCGGUGACCAAGGACCACCAGGACCCGCUGGAAGUAUCGGACCUGCAGGGCCUCCUGGAGCGCCAGGGGUUGUUAGCAAAGGAACGCCAGGGCCGAAAGGGCCGCCUGGACCUCCUGGUUUACCAGGUAAACAAGGUGCCAAUGGAGCGCCUGGUUUACCUGGAGCUCAAGGGCCCAUGGGACCUCCUGGCCAGCCUGGAUUGCCAGGAUUGGAUGGAAAGCCAGGACAACCUGGAGUUCCUGGUACUGUCGGUGUUCCGGGUAGUGAUGCUGCUUAUUGUCCAUGUCCUCCGAGAUCUGUGCAGACUGCUGCUAUUGUUGCUGAACCAACUUAUAGACAAUCUGAUCAAUAUUCACGUCAUGUUGGUCGCCAUCGACGUGUACGCAAGAAGUACGUCAGUCGAACUCAUUAA
This is a messenger RNA of Dracunculus medinensis (Guinea worm), 969 nucleotides long. The record is from the annotation of a GenBank genome assembly. NCBI's taxonomy places the organism in Eukaryota, Metazoa, Nematoda, Chromadorea, Rhabditida, Dracunculidae.